AUGUCUGAUCCUUCAUCACCAACCAGAGUCAAAAGAAAGAAUAGCAUGGAUAAAAUAUAUAAGUUCGAGGGUGAAUCCAGUGGCUGCCUGCCUGAAAAGGAGUGGUUGUGUUCAAUCUGUAUGCAUGUGUUCACCGAUCCAGUCACCACUCCAUGUGGACACAACUUCUGUAAGAGCUGCCUUACACAGUGCUGGGACAAGAGUCAACACUGUCACUGUCCAGUAUGUAAAGAGAAAUUCACCAAGAAACCUGAACUGAAGAUUAAUACAACACUGAGAAAGGUUGCAGAUCAUUUCAAGAAGAAAAGUGGUUCUGACAAACCUGAGGUUCUUUGUGAUGCCUGCAGUGGAGAGAAGCUGAAGGCCCUGAAAUCCUGUCUGGAUUGUCGUGUAACUUUGUGUAAAACUCAUUUAGGUCCUCAUUAUAGUAUGCCUAAACUUAAGAAGCACAAACUAAUAAACCCUGUGGAGAACCUGGAGGACUACAUAUGCCAGAAACAUGAGAGAGCUCUGGAGCUGUUCUGUAGAGAUGAUCAGACGUGUGUGUGUCAGUUCUGUACUGAGACAGACCACAAGAAUCACAACACUGUUCCUAUAGAUGAGGAGAGCAGAGAGAGGAAGACUAAGCUGGGAAAAACACAGACAGAUGUGCAGCAGAUGAUUCAAGACAGACUGAAGAAGAUUCAAGAGAUCAAACACUCCGUAGAGCUCAGAAAAAGAAGCACAGAGAAAGGGAAAGCAGACAGUGUUGAAAUCUUCACUGCUCUUAUUCGCUCCAUUGAGAGAAGUCAGGCUGAGAUGCUGGAGUUGAUGGAGAAGAAGCAGAAAGCAGCAGAGAGUCAAGCUGAAGGACUCAUUAAAGAGCUGGAGCAGGAAAUCACUGUGCUAAAGAGGAGAGACACUGAGCUGGAGCAGCUCUCACACACUGAAGAGCAUCUCCACCUCCUACAGAGUUACACCUCUACCUGCAGCCCUCCACACACCAAGAACUGGGAUGAAGUCAGAAUUAACACUGAUCUGAGUGAGGACACUCUGUCUCAGCUUCAAGAGAAGCUGAAUGAGAAAAUCACUAAAACCCUGUAUGAAAAGUUAAAGGAAACAGUUUCCACUGAACUGAAGAGGAUUCAACAGUAUGCAGUGGAUGUGACUCUGGAUCCUGAUACAGCUCAUCCCAAACUCAUACUGUCUGCUGAUGGAAAACAGGUGACACAUGGAGAUCAACGACAGAAUCUCCCUGAUACACCAGAAAGAUUUGAUUUUUGUCCUGGUGUUUUGGGAAAGCAGAGUUUCUCCUCAGGGAGAUUUUAUUAUGAGGUGGAGGUCAGAGGGAAAACUGACUGGACAUUAGGAGUUUCAAGACAGUCCAUUAGCAGGAAGGAGGACAUUACACUGAGUCCUCAGAAUGGAUUCUGGACUGUGAUCCUGAGGAAUGAGAAUCAGUAUAAGGCUUGUGCAAGUCCCCCUGUUCCUCUCACACUGAGAGACAAGGUGAAGAAGGUGGGAGUGUUUGUGGAUUAUGAGGAGGGUCUGGUCUCCUUUUAUGAUGUGGAGGGCAAAUCUUGUAUCUACUCUUUUACUGCUCAGCCUUUUGCUGAGACUCUCUGUCCUUUUUUAAGUCCAAGUACAAAUAAAGUAGGUAAAAAUUCAGCACCACUCAUCAUCUCGCCUGUAUUUAAAUCUGAAUGA
Tachysurus fulvidraco (yellow catfish) is the source of this 1686-nucleotide messenger RNA. RefSeq names its product E3 ubiquitin-protein ligase TRIM21-like. The transcript has 7 exons. Gene Ontology annotation, biological process: protein ubiquitination. Gene Ontology annotation, molecular function: zinc ion binding; ubiquitin-protein transferase activity; protein binding. Bases 1 to 1686 code for a protein of 561 amino acids. Lineage: Eukaryota; Metazoa; Chordata; Actinopteri; Siluriformes; Bagridae. The record is from RefSeq and is a predicted model, not a curated record.